Messenger RNA from Closterium sp. NIES-67, 2528 nucleotides. Lineage: Eukaryota; Viridiplantae; Streptophyta; Zygnematophyceae; Desmidiales; Closteriaceae. The record is from the annotation of a GenBank genome assembly.
CUCCCCCAAAGCAGACACAACACAGAGCGCUGUGUGAUGAGAAGAUAGUGCCAACAGAGUUCCAUUCCUAGCUUGAUACGGGGGUUCUGCGGGGGUGUAGUGCAAUCACUCGUUGAAAGAGGAGGCAGGACAUCGCGACGUCGCGUUUCGUUUCUCGCUUUAUUUUUGUUGUACUAAUUUAGCAUGAAAUUGACCGAGCGCGUAUACAAGGGUAGUUACUAAUUGAAAGGGAAACCGCGGACGGGUCUGAACAAGCCUAUCGUUCCCGUGUCACAGGUGUCGUCGCCGUAAGUUACUACUUUAAUAUAGACUUACACAGGUUUCAUAAGUUCGGACCGCACUGACCUGCAGCGCAUUACGAUGGGAUCUCACGGCAUAGUCGCCGCUCCGCAACCAGCAGCCGGAAUGUCAACAGCGAGUUUGGACCCAUUCGACAAGAUGUUGCAGCGAAGCAUUCAGGAGCUUCGCGACCUCCAACCCACCCUAUUGGACGCUGCCACGUAUGCAGAGGAGGCCUAUCUUGUCACGGACCAGAAGGACAUAGAGCUCAACAACGUGCGUGACUACGCAGUGAGCAUGCUGGUGUCAGUGGUGGACCGCAUCGGCUCUGCUGCGGACCGCUUCACAGACGCCGUCUCGCAGCAGGCCAAGGAGCUGGCUGCUGCUGACGUCAGAGUGGCGUCAGCUGCUGAGCGCGUGCGAGCAUGUUGGGAGUACUCUGGUCGCAAUGCACUGAACCGACAGCAGCAGCCCAAGGCAUCAAGCCGCAUGCCCAAGAGCUACACGCUGCCAGGCGAAGCAACAGCAGCAGCAACACCAGCACUGGCAGCAGCACGAGCACCAUCAGUAGCACCACCAGCAGCAGCAGCCUCUAUGGAAAGAGAGUGUUUUCAGUACGGGUCGGGCUAUUCCACGUCCCCCACUCGAGGCGCUCGAGGCUCUUCUUACACGGCCUGCUCCUCCUCUUCGCUCCUGUCCUCCAUGCCUCUUGCUCCCCCUUCAGAAAGUCUUGACAGCCUCGCCUCGUCCUCCACUAUCCCUCACUUGGCCACGGCUGGUGUGCCUUCCGUCCGUGCAUCGCUUGACUGCCUAGCCGGCCUGCCCUCCUCCUCCUCCUCUCCCUCCUCCUUUCCCUCCUCCUUUCCCUCCUCUACGGCCCCCCUCUCCUCCUCUUCCACACUCUCCUUCAACCCAUCAGCAACAACCCCACACUCGGCUGACAAACUACUGUCUAGAAAACACUCAGUCUCACCUAACCUCUCACACUCGCACAACCUCUCACACUCGCCCAAUCUCUCACACUCCCACAAUCUCGCCCACUCUCACACCCUCUCUCACUCCUCUAACCUCUCUCGCUCGCACAACCUUUCACAGCCCCACUCCUCCCACUCUGGCCUCAUGCAUUCCCUCUCCCACUCGCUCUCGCAACACAUGGGAGGGCACAGGGGUUCCCACUCUCGGAAUACUGUCAAGGAUCCCACCACCCCCAAGGCCCAGUUCCCCCUCACCUCUGCGCUCCAGUCAGGAGGAGGGGCCGCAGGUGCUGAUGGCGUGGAGAGCAGCGAUAGGCGAUCGACGACGCCACACCGGCGCAGCCGCCAAAUCCUGAAAAAUAUGUUUUCGCGUGGUGCUGGUGGUGGUGCUGCUGGUGGGGGUGGUGGUGGUGAAAGUGGUACUGGGGGGCAUGCCAAUACUGAAAGAGGCUAAGAGCGUGUUCCUAUGAACCUCUUCCCAGGAGGCGCCUCUAAGGCGCAGUUCCCCCUCCUCCACGCUCCAGUCAGGAGAAGGGGCCGCAGGUGCUGAUGGCGUGGAGAGCAGCGAUAGGCGAUCGACGACGCCACACCGACGCAGCUGCGAAAUCUUGAAAAACAUGUUUUCGCGUGGUGAUGGUGGCGGUGGUGCUGGUGCUGGUGCUGGUGGGGAUGGUGGUGGUGCUGGUGCUGGUGCUGGUGGGGGUGGUAAAAGUGGUAUUGGGGGCCAUGCUGGGGGCCAUGCUAGGGGGGGCCGUGCCGGUAAUGAAAGAGGCUAUGACCGAGGGUUUUCUGGACAUUUGUGAUGUGAUGAUGCGUCAGUUUUUGGCACAUAAAAAAAUCCGCGUGUGAUCAUGAGUCUACUCUUGAGGUGCCUCAAAAAGUGGUAUUGGGUGUUAAACUAAGCUAGGUAGGAGGGAAGCCAUGGAAUGGCGUGAGGUUUAGGAAGGAGAAAGUUGACGAGAGAAAAGAGGGUCAGAAUAGAAAGAGAGGACACAAGGAGGGGAUUGUACCCUCUACAGUAGAGUUCGAUAGCAUAUCAAGCAUACAUAUACACACACACAUAUAUAUAUAUAUAUAUAUAUAAUUUGAUACUGGGGGCCAUGGUCUCAGAUAUCAGACGAAAUCCGUCUGAUGGUCUGAAAAUCAGACCUGUUUUUUUGCUUUCAUCUGAUUUUUUGACGGGGUGAAUUAUUUCAUCUGAUUGUCCAUCUCAGUCAUAAGAUUUCGUCUGAAAGUUCAGACUUGGUGUACUUUUUCGUCUGAAAUGUCAGAUAG